AUGGAGAUUUGUGAUAACUAUUUUUGUGGCAUAGCGUGUUUUGAUAAUCUUCUUUAAUCUGGCGAUUCAACUCAUAAAGAUCAUGAUUUUAACGUUAUAGAAUUACCUACAUUUGCUUAAGGUAUUCCUUGUCAUGAUACAAAUUGCAAUGUUUCGUAUGUUUUGCAAAUAAUGUAUUAACCUUUUACUCAUGUAAUGAUUUCAAAUUAUGCAGUUUUAAACUGUUUCUUUUCGCUAGAACUCAGGCUGAAUUGA
This is a messenger RNA of Paramecium sonneborni, 255 nucleotides long. NCBI's taxonomy places the organism in Eukaryota, Ciliophora, Oligohymenophorea, Peniculida, Parameciidae. The record is from the annotation of a GenBank genome assembly.